Messenger RNA from Cinara cedri, 1807 nucleotides. The record is from the annotation of a GenBank genome assembly. Lineage: Eukaryota; Metazoa; Arthropoda; Insecta; Hemiptera; Aphididae.
AUGUUGUACGAAAAUUGGGUGAAUAAAGGAAGCUGUUCGGCGGCGCGUCGGCGUCGAGAAAUACGGCGACAACGGGGUAAUUUUGACGACGACGGCUCAGGUAUAUAUAAUAUUAUUAUUAUUAUUACGGCCGUCGGGCGCCACGGGCUCGUAAAAUCGUACUUAUCGGCUAGAACGACCGUCCAGAGUGGUUAUGUGUUUACCCGGAUCGGCAUGUGUGAGCGUUCGUCUUCUCUUGCGAUCCGAAAAUUUAGCGUUCGACGGUGAUGGCUACGCGGAGUACGCGGGCGUUUCCGAGGGACAAGACGGCAGGUAAGUCCGUACACGGCUCCGAUUUGCAUAAAAUGGUAAACCAAUAUGCGAGUAUAACGUCAUCGAAUAGGCGUAAAAACGACACGCGUGCCAGUAUACACGUGUAUCCGACACGUAUCCUACACGAGUGUAUAAACGAAUCGUUAAUUAUCGCAGAAACGGGACGCGAAAUCAAAUUUUACAGGAAGCACGAAAAACCGGUACAUGCAGUCCCGGACGGGCGAAGCACGUUUGGACCACUAAUAAAACUGCAACCCGUUUGAACCAGGAUUUAGUGAACCCGUUUGGACCAAUACUUUUGAAUUUCUAUAAAGGCUCGAUAAAUAAACGUUCAGUUAAACUACGAAAACUAAUUUUUAAAUUAAGUAAUAAGUAAAUUAUUUAGGUUUACAUACAAUUUCUGUGUAUGAAUUUAGUUUUAAAACAUACCAAAAAUCCAGUUAUAUUCGAUAUAUACCUAUAUUUAUUAUCUUUAUAUAACAGAUGUCUAUGUAUCAAAGUAUUAUAGACGAUAAUACAACACAGAUAAAAUACUAUUAUGUAAAUGCUCGAUAAAAAAAUGAUCAGUUAAACUAAUAUAAGUUAAAAUAUAUGUAUUUUUUAGCCCUAACGGGUCUUUAAAAUUGAUCCAAGCGGACUGUUACAGAAAAAUUGGUCCGAACGUAGUUUUUCUACUUCUUAAUUCCAUCUUCCAAAUAGGGUUGUUCGGGAGUGGGGGAGUGCCGUAAAUUUCCGAAAUUUUCUAUAUAUCUAUAUAAAUUCUUAAGUAUUAAAUUGUAGAUAUAAUAAUAUUUAGUGGUGAAAAUAAUCCACCAAUCGCCCUCUCCCCCGAUAUCCACCACGGUCCGUCUAAAAUGUAGUAUAACUGGGACGUGUCAACCAGAGAAGUAUUUGGGACAGGGUUACUAGGAAGGAUGAUCGAAUCGGGUGGCAUUUUUAAACAUACUUUUUCAAUAGCUCUGGUCGAAAAUGUUAUUAUUAUAACUUUAAUUUUUUGUUAUCUCGGUAUCAUAUUCAAACGGUGACGUAUUAUAAUAUAUACUACACAAUACAUUUAAGAUUUCGGUGCAUCAUCUAAAAUCUUUACUAUAGAACUGACCCGUGAAAACUGAAUAGAAUUAAAUUGUAAAAUUAUAUAACUAUCUAAGAUACAUAGUACGAAUGUAUAUUAUUAAACAGUGUAGUACAAAAUACACGAGUGCGUACCAUAAGACGUAUUUAAACACACGUUAUAUUAAUAACACAGUUAUAUUAUUAUAAUAUACUUCAAAAAAUUACUAAAAAAAAACAAAAACAAAAACUAUUUAUUUACCCUACGGUCAGUUAAACAUGUGUUUCGUGUAUGAAAUUUUAACAAAAAUUUGUAUUUUGUUUCAUAUUUAUAGUAGGAAAAGCGCUAACAAUUCAUAGUACCGCCCAGGUCUCAAAAACUCAAUACGUAUCUGAUCUUGAUCGGACAGAAAGAAUUGGAACGAGUUCAUUUAGUGAUGGAUGA